Fusarium subglutinans is the source of this 975-nucleotide messenger RNA. RefSeq lists its product as uncharacterized. NCBI's taxonomy places the organism in Eukaryota, Fungi, Ascomycota, Sordariomycetes, Hypocreales, Nectriaceae. The record is from RefSeq and is a predicted model, not a curated record. The coding region runs from base 1 to 975 and encodes 324 amino acids. The transcript is spliced from 2 exons.
AUGACGACUAUCCGACCAGCAGGAAAGGCCGGCGUAUGGUACCAGAAAGACCCGAAAGAUUUACGCCCUGAGCUGCAAAGCUACCUAACGGCAGUCCCGGAGAGUUUGGAUGGAGUUGCACUGCCCAUUCCCGGAGCCCGUGUUAUCAUCGCCCCCCAUGCGGGAUAUGAAUUCUCGGGACCGUGUGCAGCUUGGGCUUACAAGACCCUUGACCUGAGCCGUGCCAAGCGAGUCAUCGUCCUUGGUCCAUCUCACACUUACUAUCUCGAGGGAUGUGCAGCAACCACUUUUGAGACAUAUGCGACACCCUUUGGUAAUCUGGAGAUAGACACAGAACUGGCCACUGAGCUCGAGGAUGCAGUAGCAAUGGAGCCUAUGGACAGAAGGGGGGAGGUUAACGAACACUCUCUUGAGAUGCAUAUGCCGAUCCUUUACCUCCGCUGCCAGGAAACCUUUGGCUCACCUGAUAAGUUCCCCAAGAUUGUGCCCGUGCUCGUGGGAAGCAAUAACAGGCGAGAGGAGAAGGCUAUAGGGCGAGCCCUAUUGCCCUACCUCAGAGAUCCUGAGAACGCCUUCAUCAUCAGCUCCGAUUUCUGUCAUUGGGGCUAUCAUUUCAGCUACCUACCUUACUCCCGUACGAAGAGUCCUUCUGAUUUGAUACGGUUGCAAAAAGAUGGCCCCAAACCCAACGGUCCACCCAUCCAUGAGACGAUUAGAGUCAUCGACGAAGCGGCCAUGGACGCCGUCGAGAGUGGAAGCCAUGACGCAUUCCUUGACAGUCUUAAGCAAACACGAAAUACUGUCUGUGGACGCCACCCUAUUGGUGUCGCGAUGGCAGCUCUGGAGUUCAUCCGACAAGAGGAUGCGUUUCAAGACAAGGGGCGAUUCCGUAUCCUCAAAUAUAACCGCAGCAAGUUGGUUGAUAUGCCGAAUGAUAACAGCGUUAGCUAUGUGUCUGCAUAUGCUGUUCUUUGA